UUAUCCGAACAUGAAUGAUUUACCUAUAAUCGUGGCCAGUAUUUUUAUGACAUUUAGUUGUCUACUAUUGUGGUAUAAAACCCGAAUCAAAAGAAUGUCAUUAUUUAAAAGACUGGGAAUCCCUGGACCCGAACCCAACCUCAUCACCGGAAACCUGUUAGCAUUCUUCAGGUCAUCUAAUGUUGAGUAUCACUCACACCUCAUUGAGAAGUUUGGACCUAUCGUUGGAUAUUAUUUGGGCUCAAAACCCAUUAUUAUAACCAAACAUUUAGGACUCAUCAACAAAAUACAACACUCCCGGGAUUUUGAGGACAGACCGCGUCUAAUACCGGGCGGUAUUAAUCCGAGCCCUAAGCGCUGCCAUAUGUUGGGUAAUCUACCGGUUCAUGAGUGGAGAGAAUUGAGAAAGAUUUUGAAUAAAGGUUUCAAUACACGACAAUUCAAAGCAAUGGUACCAUUGGUUCAGCAAAAGAUUGAUAAAUUUAUUGAUAAAUUAAACGAAAAUCAGAGUCAGGAAAUUGAUUUCUAUAAGUUUUAUCAACGAUUAACACUAGACAUCAUUGGACGGACAGCCUUUGGGGUGGACACUGAUGUUCAGUACAACAAAAACGACAGAUUCUUGUUGGCAGUGAAGCAAGAAUUUGCUAAAUCGGCAAAUAAUUAUUUGGUUAAACUAUUGCUCUGUUUCCCUGAAUUUUCUUAUAUUAUUCAAGGGUUUAGGAAAUCCAUUGAAUAUAUGAAAGAAAAGAUUGGUUUUACGUCAACAUCGCUCUUAUGGACGGAUUGCGAAACAACUUUAUCGAUGAGGAAAUCGUUUCAAACAAGUGGUGAUGAAGUGAAAGAUCUCUUGCAGAUCAUGAUCGACAUGAAGCUGUCCGAUGAGUGCAUUAUUGCACAGACAGUCCUCUUCAAUGAGGCGGCCUUUGAAACGAUGUCUUCAAGUCUGGGAUUUAUUACACAUUUUCUACUAAAUAAUAGUGAUCUGACUCAAGAGUUAGCGACACAAGUGGAUGAGUAUAUGGUUAACAAUGAUUUGGAUGAACGAAUUGUCGAUAAAUUGCCACUAAUGGAUUCGGUUAUCAAUGAGACUCUUAGACUAUAUCCACCACAAACAACAUUUAUAUCCAGAUCCAAUCCAAACAACGAUUUGAUUUUUCAAGAUAAUGGCAUGUAUUAUAUGAUCCCUAAAGGUAUUCAAAUACAAGUGGCUUUAUACCAGAUACACAGGGAUGACACCAAUUAUCCAAACGCUCACCGGUUUAAUGCCCGAAGAUUUCUCAAUGAUUCUGGAAAUCGUAUAAAUAUGGGAACGAAUGGAGAAUUUGUUGACAAAUGGCAACCGUUUGGAAGGGGAGGGCGCGACUGCAUCGGCAAAACCUAUGCCAGGAUUGUAUUGAAAUUGAUUUUAUCAAAUCUGUUGUUAAAAUUCAAUUUGAAUGCCACCCGAAGCACAGCCAAAGAAAAUGAGUUGAAAGUAGUCUUCAAAACGGCGACAAUGACUCCACAAACGGGUAUUUAUGGGUCGGUUUCAGCCAAACCA
Messenger RNA from Oppiella nova, 1540 nucleotides. The record is from the annotation of a GenBank genome assembly. NCBI's taxonomy places the organism in Eukaryota, Metazoa, Arthropoda, Arachnida, Sarcoptiformes, Oppiidae.